Messenger RNA from Capra hircus (goat), 975 nucleotides. Its product is annotated as olfactory receptor 8S1-like. The record is from RefSeq and is a predicted model, not a curated record. Gene Ontology annotation, cellular component: membrane. Gene Ontology annotation, biological process: G protein-coupled receptor signaling pathway. NCBI's taxonomy places the organism in Eukaryota, Metazoa, Chordata, Mammalia, Artiodactyla, Bovidae. Gene Ontology annotation, molecular function: G protein-coupled receptor activity; olfactory receptor activity.
AUGAAAAAUAUCAGUAUUAUUACUGAGUUUGUCCUUCUGGGAUUGCCCAGUGACCCCCAGAUCCAGACAGUGCUCUUUGUGCUGUUCCUGGGGAUUUACCUGCUGACAUUAGUGGGGAACACAGUGAUGAUCCUGAUCAUCAAGGCUGAUGCUCGGCUCCACACACCCAUGUAUUUCUUCCUCGGACACCUGUCUUUCCUGGAUCUCAGCUUCUCCUCAGUCACUGUGCCCAAAAUGCUACGGAACUUCUUGUCUCAGAAGAAAAGCAUCUCAGUGUGGGGCUGCAUCACUCAGAGUUUCUUUUUCACUCUCUCAGGGGGGACAGAAGCCUGUCUUCUCUCCGCCAUGGCCUACGACCGCUAUGCUGCUAUAUGCCACCCUCCGCUCUACACUGUGGUCAUAAACAGACCUCUCUGCACUGGGAUUGUGAGCAUAGCUUGGGCAGUGGGAUUUUCUAUUUCUUUAAUGAAUAGCCUCUUUGUUCACAAGUUACAUUUCUGUGCUUCCAACAUCAUCCGCCACUUCAGUUGUGAGCUACCUCCACUCUUCCCUCUGUCUUGUACUGACCCCCCUGCCAACAAGAUUCUUCUAGCUGUGUCAUGUACAUCUUUAGGGCUGCUGACACUUCCCCCAAUCCUCUUUUCUUACUCAAGAAUCAUUUCUGCCAUACUGAGUAUCUGCUCCUCUGAGGGCCAAGGCAAGGCCUUCUCCACCUGUUCCUCCCACCUCACUGUGGUGCUCCUGUUCUAUGGGACAGUUCUGUUCAGGUACAUCAGCCCCGACUCAGGCUCAGUGUUGGAGCGAGUGGUCUCCAUUCAGUACAGUGUGAUCACUUCCUUGCUGAACCCCCUUAUCUACAGCCUCAAGAACCAGGAGGUAAAAAGCUCUACAGCGACUGCUGAGGCAACAGAAGUGUGCCAGCAGGUAAGAGAAAGCUGUGUGUUUCUGCUCAGGAAAGAGAAAAUGUAUCUCUAA